GCUCCGCUGGUCCAGUCUCUCACGGUCGUCGCCAUAUUGCGACGAGCUUUACACGCCGUCAAACCGCGACGUGCCCCCCACCCCCACUGACGACGACUCAAACUCCGACGACUCUGUCUCCGACUCGGCACACGGUCGCCGCACGGCAAUGGACUGAAAACGGAACAAGUGCGGACACCAUCGCUGCUAUUCCUCCGCCUACACGUCGUCACGGUUUACGGACGGAUUGCCGUCGGGACGGACGCCGCCGCAUACCGAAAGAGGUCCACCGCGCACGUCCUACAGGGACGAUACCAGUUAUAGUAGUUAGUCGCGGUAUACGGACCGUGCGCGCGCGGUGCGUCAUUGAGACACUGUUCCGUCGUGCGUGUGUGCGGAUCGGGUCGGGCGAUACAACGUGUACACUUUAGAUCACUACCCACCUCUAUACAGUCAUACGGGACCACCGACCGCGCGAGAGUCCAUCCCGCCCGCGGAGGAAUUGAGCGGCUCGGUCGACGACGCAUAGAAAUUUUGAAUUUGGACACUACAACGCGGGAUAAAAUAUGGCACCUGUGGACAAGUCGACCGAUGGAUCCGAUUCAGCAGACAAAUCGGGUACGUCGCCUCCGAGUCUGGCAAUCGGCGAAAAUAAGACAAUUGGCGGUACGUCGGCCCAGGGACUCGACCAGUCAGCCAGACAGGGUACGCCUGUCCUGGACGGCACCGGAUACGCCGAGACGACAAUGAGUUCCAAGCUGGAAAACGCAGACGUCUUAAAAACUAAACUCUCAGAAAAAGAUUUGAGGACGCCGAGCAUACCGUUCAUCACGUCCACGCCAAACACCUUGACUCCGACGGAUAGUUCGGAAAUGCCACCAUGGGCGUCUUGGUCUAUAAUAAUAGCGGUAGUAUUACUAGCUGUCGGAUUCGUGGGCUUUUGCAUACACAGAUUCUUCAGGAAGCGAAGAACAAAAGAUGGCAAAAAAGGAAAAGGCGUCGUGGAUCUAAAAGCUGUCCAACUAUUGGGUUCAGCCUACAAAGAAAAAAUACAACCAGACAUGGAAGAAUUGGCUGACAAUGCGGAGGAAAUCGCAGAGGAAGGAGACAGUACGAAGGACGAGAAAAAGUUGGGAAGGUUACAGUUCAAGAUGGAAUACGAUUUUCAAGGCAACACUCUCUCCGUGACCGUGAUCCAAGCGGAAGACCUGCCGGCCCUGGAUAUGGGAGGUACUUCGGACCCGUACGUCAAAGUCUACUUAUUGCCGGACAAAAAGAAGAAAUUCGAAACAAAAGUGCACAGAAAAACGCUGAAUCCCGUCUUUAACGAAACAUUCCAGUUUAAGGGGAUACCUUAUGCAGAUGCGAUGAACAAGACUUUGGUAUUUGCCAUUUUCGAUUUCGACCGGUUCUCCAAGCACGAUCAGAUAGGAGAAGUAAAAGUGCCCUUGUGUCAGAUCGAUUUGGCCCAGACGAUCGAAGAAUGGAGAGAACUGCAGUCGGUCGAAGGAGAAGGAGGACAGGAUAACAAGCUGGGAGACAUUUGCUUCUCGUUGCGCUACGUGCCUACUGCCGGAAAACUUACAGUAGUAAUAUUGGAAGCUAAAAACUUAAAGAAAAUGGACGUUGGUGGACUCUCAGAUCCGUACGUGAAGAUCGCUUUGAUGCAAAAUGGAAAAAGGUUAAAGAAAAAGAAAACGAGUAUAAAAAAGUGUACCCUCAAUCCAUAUUACAACGAGUCGUUCACAUUCGAAGUGCCAUUCGAACAGAUACAAAAAGUCAACCUGGUAGUGACAGUGGUCGACUACGAUCGCAUCGGUACGUCCGAGCCCAUCGGCAAAGUGGUGUUGGGCUACAAUGCCACCGGCACCGAACUGCGGCACUGGUCCGACAUGUUGGCGUCGCCAAGGCGUCCGAUCGCGCAAUGGCACACGCUGAAGGAUCCGGACGACGACGCCAAAAACUAGAGAAAAUCAUACGAGAACCGACCGGACGACAGAACAUCGCCGCCGGCAAAGUCAUCGCUUAACCACAGGCGUCCCAAUUGGAUAUAAUAAUACUAUGCAGAAAUAAUUCUUAAACGACACACAAAUCGGAAUCGGAAAUACAAACAGACACCUAUACCUAAUAUGGGUACACCAUAAAAUAAUAUCGAAAUAGAUAAUAUUAUUGUCUAAACGAGAAAACGCGCAAUUUUGUGUAUUAUUAUCUCAUAGUAGACAAUAUUACAAUAUAAUUAUCCGGAGUAUUACAAUAUUAUUAUUUGAACUCUUUCUUAAAAAAAAAAAACAUUAUUUGAUAAUAAUUGUAUACUUACCAUAUUAAUAUUAUAGUAUGACAUCAUCCGUGCCCAUGGUGUGUACAUAACUACGAUAUUAUCGUUGCGUGUUUUCACAUAAACUACGACGAUUAUAAUUAUAUAAUGUAAUAACUACCGUUGUCGUCAAUCCAUAAUAUUCACCGUUCAGCUUCUCCCCCGUCAGCCCCACAAAACAAAAAAUAUCCGUUCAUAAUCCGUAUUAAAACGAUCACCAGUCACCAUAGACAUAAUAUAUAUCUUACCUAUAAACAUGGAAAAUAUUUAUACGUCCGUCCUACCUGAUACACUUAAUUAUCGUAGUUUAUCGUUCAGGUGCCGCCUAGAGUUAUUAUAAAAAAAACCUCGUCUUAUUGUGGUGCGUAUUAUUAAAACAUAAUUCAUUGGCAUAGCCGAGUGGGCGGAAAACCAUCCCGAAAUUUCCGGAAAAUGAUGUGUAACCAUUUAUUAAAAUUUUAAUAUUUAUGAAGGUUAGUGGUUACUGCGAAAGUCUAAAAUCUACCCCCGACAUCAGCAUACCAAAUUUAUGAAGGACCCCAGUUAAGCCUCCCCUAAACAAAUUAUCAGCCCCACCACCAAAGUAAAAUCUUGGCAGAUCCUUCAUAUAAUAAUUUAUUGUACUUAAGAGCAAGACGAAAUUAUUUUCAAUACCGAUCAAAAACAAAAAAAUAACGGGUCGUCUAACAG
This is a messenger RNA of Acyrthosiphon pisum (pea aphid), 2983 nucleotides long. It is a transcript of the gene Syt1, whose product is annotated as Synaptotagmin 1. Bases 546 to 1946 code for a protein of 466 amino acids. The transcript has 10 exons. Gene Ontology annotation, molecular function: SNARE binding; phosphatidylserine binding; clathrin binding. Gene Ontology annotation, cellular component: plasma membrane; axon; exocytic vesicle. NCBI's taxonomy places the organism in Eukaryota, Metazoa, Arthropoda, Insecta, Hemiptera, Aphididae. Gene Ontology annotation, biological process: synaptic vesicle endocytosis; calcium ion-regulated exocytosis of neurotransmitter. The record is from RefSeq and is a predicted model, not a curated record.